Lathyrus oleraceus (garden pea) is the source of this 1333-nucleotide messenger RNA. RefSeq names its product immune-associated nucleotide-binding protein 9. Bases 146 to 1162 code for a protein of 338 amino acids. NCBI's taxonomy places the organism in Eukaryota, Viridiplantae, Streptophyta, Magnoliopsida, Fabales, Fabaceae. The transcript is spliced from 6 exons. Gene Ontology annotation, molecular function: GTP binding. The record is from RefSeq and is a predicted model, not a curated record.
CCGAAGCACUACUCCCACUCCAAUAUAUUCUUAACCCAGCCAGUGUUUGGAUUACGUGUUGCUGGGUUUUGUUUUGUGCCGUCUUCUACUUUUUGCUUCAGUAUACUUUGUUUCUCUCUUUUCAGGUUAGGAAUUUCUUUUCAGAAUGGGAAGUUAUGUUGAUGAUGAUUGGGAGUUUGCUUCUUCCCCGUCCAAGGUUACUCGGACGGUGGUUUUGGUUGGACGCACCGGCAAUGGAAAGAGUGCCACCGGUAAUAGUAUUCUUGGAAGAAAGGUCUUCAUGUCGAGGGCAGGCUUAUCCGGUGUCACGUCCUCUUGCGAAAUGCAGACAUCGGAGCUGAGUGAUGGACCGAUCGUCAAUGUUAUUGACACUCCAGGAUUAUUUGAAUUUUCGGCUGCGGGUAAGUCUGAGUUUAUUGGAAAAGAAAUAGUCAAGUGUAUUAAAUUUGCUAAGGAUGGUAUCCAUGCCAUCCUUGUAGUGUUAUCCGUUAGAACAAGAUUUAGCGAGGAAGAAGAAAAUGCUCUGAGAAGCUUGCAAAAAUUAUUUGGAAGCAAGAUUGUUGAUUACAUGAUUGUUGUCUUCACGGGAGGAGAUGAAUUAGAAGAUAAUGAGGAGACACUCGACGGAUAUUUAGCCCGCGAAUGUCCGGAGCCUUUAAAGGAAAUACUUUCUUUGUGUGGGAAUCGCCGUGUUCUCUUUGACAACAAGACUAAGGAUAAAAAGAAGCGAUUUAGUCAAGUUCAACAACUUCUCGAGUUUGUAAACUCGGUAGUAUCGCAUAAUGGUGGACGUCCCUAUACGGAUGAACUAUUUACCGAACUAAAGAAAGGAGCAAUGAAACUUGAAAUCCAGCAAAAAGAAGUUGAUUCCUUAGAAGGAUACUCAGACGGGCAAAUCUCGGAGCUUAAGAAGCAUAUGCAACAAUCAUAUGAGGCCCAAUUAAAGCAAAUUACUGAGAUGAUUGAGUCAAAGUUGAUGGCGGCAACUACAAAGCUUGAGCAACAAUUGGCACAUGAGCAAGCUGCAAGACUAGAAGCAGAAAAAAGUGCAAAGGUAGCUCAAAAGAAAUCCGACGAAGAGAUAAAAAAACUAAGAGAGCAUCUUGAGAAGGCACACGAAGAACUCCGCAAACGCGGUGAUAAAGGUUGUGCCAUUCUAUGAUAGAGUGAGUGACUACUUCAAACAUUUUAAGAGUGGUUUAAUUUUUCUUCCGAAUCUUGACAUCUUGUUGCGUUUGUUAGUAUUUUGUGCAUAAAUACGAACUGCGACGUAGCAUUACUAUUGUGUUGUUUUCCAUUAUGGAUUGAAGAUCUUCUCUAUUUUGGCUUUCAA